Molecule: messenger RNA, 3858 nt
Organism: Penaeus vannamei (Pacific white shrimp)
Lineage: Eukaryota; Metazoa; Arthropoda; Malacostraca; Decapoda; Penaeidae
Source: RefSeq, a predicted model, not a curated record
UAAUGCUUGAAGAAUUCCUUUGGCUCACUUAGACCUACUGCGAGCAAUACCUCUCAUAUAAAAUAGAUGCAGGGAGUGGCGGGAACAGAAGCCCUCCAGUCGGUGGAAGGGAUAGUGGUGUGACAGUGGUGGUGCUGGAGAGUGUGUCGUAGGAAUAUCCCAGACCUAGGUGUGAAUCUCAUUUCGACAGCUUACUCAACACCACCAUGCCCGGCCACGUCGUGAAGAGCACGGGUCCCGACCCCGACCCCACCGAGUUCCUGUUCAUCUCGGCUGAACAGCGAAUGCUCGACCAGACCAAGCCUUACGAUCCCAAGAAGUCUUGCUGGGUCCCUGACGAUAAGGAGGGCUUCGCUGAAGGCUUGAUCCAGGAAGCCAAGGGUGACAAACUAGUCAGCGUCCAGCUGAAGAGCGGCGAGGUCAAGGACUUUAAGAAGGAUCUUGUGGUUCAGGUCAACCCUCCCAAGUACGAAAAGUGCGAAGAUGUGUCCAACUUGACCUUCCUCAACGAUGCUUCUGUCCUGUACAACUUGAAGAGCCGUUACCAGGCCAAGCUGAUCUACACCUACUCCGGCCUCUUCUGUAUUGUCAUUAACCCCUACAAGCGUUACCCCAUCUACACCAACCGCACCGUCAAGAUCUACCAGGGCAAGAGGCGCAAUGAGGUGCCUCCUCAUCUCUUCGCCAUCUCCGACGGCGCCUACAUGGACAUGUUGCAAUCUCAGCAGAACCAGUCGAUGCUUAUCACUGGCGAAUCUGGCGCCGGUAAGACCGAGAACACGAAGAAGGUGCUGUCCUACUUCGCCAACGUCGGCGCCACCACCAAGAAGAAGGAAGAUGAGAAAAAACAGAACCUGGAGGACCAGAUCGUUCAGACCAACCCUCCCCUGGAGGCUUACGGCAACGCCAAGACUACUCGUAAUGACAAUUCUUCUCGUUUCGGCAAAUUCAUCCGCAUCCACUUCGCCCCAAACGGCAAGCUCUCCGGUGCUGACAUCGAGGUGUACCUGCUGGAGAAGGCUCGCGUGGUGUCGCAGGCCCCUGCCGAGCGUGGCUACCAUAUCUUCUACCAGAUGAUGUCAGAUCAAGUAGAUUACUUAAAAAAACUGUGUCAUCUUUCCGACGAUAUUUACGACUACCGCUACGAGUGCCAGGGCAAGGUCAUUGUGCCAUCCAUUGACGACAAGGAAGACAUGGAAUUCACACAUAAUGCUUUCACCAUUUUGAAUUUCUCUGACGAAGAACGUGACAGCUGCUACAAAGUCACUGCCGCUGUCAUGCACCAUGGUAACAUGAAGUUCAAGCAGAGGGGUCGCGAGGAGCAGGCUGAGCCCGACGGCACAGAUGCCGGUGAUAUUGUUGCUACUAUUAUGGGAGUUGAAAGUGAGGAAUUGUACAGGAAUUUCUGUAAGCCCAAGAUCAAGGUCGGUGCCGAGUUCGUCACCCAGGGUAGGAAUGUCGACCAGGUGUACUAUUCCAUUAGCGCCAUGGCUAAGGGCUUGUUCGACCGUCUCUUCAAGUGGAUCGUGAAGAAGUGUAACCAGACCCUGGAGACCGGCAUGAAGCGUGCCAUGUUCAUUGGUGUGCUCGAUAUUGCCGGCUUCGAGAUCUUCGACUUCAACGGCUUCGAGCAGAUCUGUAUCAACUUCUGUAACGAGAAGUUGCAGCAGUUCUUCAACCACCACAUGUUCGUGCUUGAGCAAGAGGAGUACAAGGCCGAGGGCAUUGACUGGGUCUUUGUCGACUUCGGUAUGGAUCUGCAGGCUUGCAUUGAGCUCUUCGAAAAGAAACUCGGCCUCCUCGCCAUUCUAGAAGAAGAGUCCAUGUUCCCCAAAGCCACCGACAAGUCGUUUGAGGAGAAGCUGAAGGCCAACCAUCUGGGCAAGUCUCCCUGCUUCAUCAAGCCUAAGCCUCCAAAGGCUGGACAGGCUGAAGGUCACUUCGCCAUCGUCCACUACGCCGGCACUGUGACUUACAACCUGAGUGGCUGGCUGGAGAAGAACAAGGAUCCCCUCAACGACACCGUCGUGGACCAGCUCAAGAAGUCCAAAAUGGAUCUCGUUGUGGAGCUCUUCGCCGAUCAUCCCGGCCAGUCUGCUCCCGCUGAGGCCAAGGGAGGUAAAAAGAAGAAGACUGGAGGUUUCAAGACUGUAUCAUCUGGCUACAGGGAUCAGUUGAGCAGCCUCAUGACGACCCUGCACUCCACUCAUCCCCACUUCGUCCGUUGCAUUGUGCCCAACGAGACCAAGUCACCAGGUGUCGUGGAGGCUGGCCUUAUCAUGCAUCAGCUGACCUGCAAUGGUGUACUUGAGGGCAUUCGUAUUUGCCAGAAGGGCUUCCCCAACAGGAUGCAAUACCCUGACUUCAAACACCGUUACAAGAUUUUGGCCGCUGACGUCAUGGCCACAGAAAAGGAUGACAAGAAGGCAGCAGAAAUGACAUUCCAGAAAUCUGGACUUGAUAAGGAGUUGUAUAGGUGCGGUAAGACAAAGGUAUUCUUCCGUGCUGGCGUCCUGGGUACCAUGGAAGAGCUUCGUGAUGAACGUUUGGCCAAGAUCAUCACUUGGAUGCAGUCAUGGAUCCGUGGACUGAUUGGACGCAAAGAAUAUGGCCGUCUUCAGGAACAACGUGUAUCCCUUGUAGUUCUGCAGCGGAACAUUCGCAAGUAUAUGGACAUGAGCAACUGGUCCUGGUUCAUCUUCUGGCAGAAGGUGAAGCCCCUCAUCAACCAACCAAGGAUUGAAGACGAGAUCAACAAGCUCAAGGACAGGGCUGAGAAGGCUGUUGCAGACUUGGAUCGCGAGUGUACUCGCCGCAAGGAGCUGGAAGAAUCCAACGUGAGCCUUGCCGAAGAGCUGAAUACCCUGAAGGAAACGCUUGAAUCCACAAAGGGCAAUGUUUCCAAAUUCAUUGAAGAACAGGCCAAGAUUAGUGCAGCCAAAGCUGACUUGGAGGCUCAGCUCUCUGAUGCUUCUGCUAGACUUCAGAAAGAAGAGGAAAAUCGCACUGAAAUGUUCCAGUUGAAGAGGAAAGCGGAGCAAGAUGUCAAUGCCAUGAGGAAAGACCUGGAAGAUUUUGAACUUAAUGUUCAGAAGACUAACCAGGAUAAGGCUACCAAGGAUCACCAGAUCAGGAAUAUCAAUGAUGAAAUAUCUCACCAGGAUGAAAUCAUCAACAAGGUUAACAAGGAAAAGAAACUUUUGCAGGAGAUGAAUCAAAAGACUGCUGAGGAUCUUCAGGCCGUCGAGGAAAAGGCCAGCCACCUCAACAAGAUUAAGGCCAAGCUGGAACAAACCCUCGACGAACUCGAGGGUUCCGUUGGACGCGAGAAGAAGCUUCGUGCUGAAAUUGAGAGGUCCAAGAGGAAGGUAGAGGGAGAUCUGAAAAUGACCCAAGAAACUGUUGCUGACAUCGAGCGCCAGCAUAAGGACCUGGAGCAAACCAUCCAGCGUAAGGAUAAGGAAAUCGGCAAUCUUGCCAAUAAACUGGAGGAGGAACAAGUGGUAGUUUCGAAGGUACAGAAGACAAUCAAAGAAAUGCAAGCCCGCAUUGAGGAACUCGAGACUGAAGCUGAGCAUGAGCGACAGGCUCGUGCCAAGGCCGAGAAGGGCAAGGGAAAUAUGAGCCGUGAACUCAAUGACCUCAAUGAGCGUCUGGAUGAGGCAGGCGGUGCAACAGGUGCUCAGGUUGAGCUCAACAAGAAGCGGGAGGCGGAGCUGGGUAAGCUUCGACGUGACCUCGAGGAAGCCAACAUCCAACACGAAUCAGCUCUUGCUAACCUUCGCAAGAAGCACAAUGAUGCUGUUGCCGAGAUGACUGAACAGAUCGACCAUCUCAACAAGACGAAGGCCAAGUAAG